AUUUUGCAAGAAGCAUUUUGUUUUUGAACUCUGAAGUGAGAAGAUUACCGUUUUUCCGUGCAAUACGUUUUAGACGUUCGAAAAGAUGCUAACUCGAGGUCUCUUUGUGCUGUUCAGCACUGCUGUCCUCUUCUCUGAGCCGGCUCAUUCCCAGAGAGACGCAACUCUUGAACGCGAAACAUUCGGCACGGCAGUUGUUGAAGCAACCAGGUUGAACAUCGAUCGUCUGAAUAGGGCUCUGCGUGCGAAUCAUAGGUUCUUUCGGCGCCUCGCUUGGGUUGAAACUGCUGAUGGUACGUCCUCGAUCACCUACUCCAACCGGACGUAUCACGGCGGAAUAUGGAGAGUGGAUCGCUCUGUCUAUGAAGCAACCUUGGCAUUGUACAACGACCCGAGUUACGCUUUCACCUUUAGUGACAUUCAGGGCCAACUUGGCAUAAACUGGAGCACCAGUACGUGGGAAGAUGGCCGUAGACCACUGUACUCGGCACUCGCUGCUCGACUCUAUUUCCUUAGCUUGGGGCGUGAUAUCCCACAGGAUUUGAAUGGUCAGGCUAUACUUUGGAGAGAAGAAUACCAUGAUCAACCGACAGAUACGGUGGACAAUUUCAUCAGGAAGGUCCAAAUUCUUGAAAGUGAACAAGGAUGUUCCGUCAAGGGCAUAGACCUUGUCUUUGUUUUGGACAGUUCAUGGAGUGUGACAUCCCUUAACUUUGACAUAACCAAGAACUUUGUUGCGAGUGUCGUUGACUCGUUUGACAUUGGUGCCGACAAGACCCGAGUCGGUGUCAUCAAGUAUGCCACUGACGUUACAGUCGAGUUCAACCUUAACGAAUACACCGACAAAGCACUACUCAUUGAAGCCAUUGGAAACAUCUAUUUCACCGGUGGGGAAACACACACAGUCGAGGCACUGGAAACUGUGGAAAGUGAAGCCUUCCUAGUCGCGAACGGAGCCAGAGCGGACAUGAAUGCGGUACCUCGAGUAGCAGUUGUCAUCACGGAUGGCCGUUCACAAGACGGGCCUGCAGCCGUGGCAGUACCGGCAGACCGGGCUAGGCAGAGAGGAAUCACCAUCUUUGCCAUCGGUGUGACCGAUAAUGUGAAUGACGCCGAGCUUAACGCCAUUGCUAACCAACCAAAUGACACCUACGUGUUCCGCGUCAGUAGUUUUAACACUAUGGACAACAUUAUGGCCACUCUUCAAGACAAAACAUGUAAUGCUCCCAGCACUCUCCGAGUACCAGUACUCAACAAUUCUCUCAGUCUUGGAGACAAGCAAUUCUUGGCACAGCCCAUCACUGAGGAAGGAGUCACCCUAGACAUCGCAGCUGCAGAAGGCAACGUGGUCAUGUACGUGUCCACAACCACACCCAACCCGAACGAGGCACUUCAUGACUACCGUCUGGAAGCGACAGAGGGCCAGGGAAGGGCAGAAGUCUUCAUCGGACCUGAGGUAUUCGUGGACAAGCGGAUAUUCUCUCAAGAUACUGAUGGUGGCCGUAUCCGAAGACAGGCACCGAGUCAGAAUGACACCAGAGAUGGUUCCACCAUCGGCACUGUGUAUAUGACCCUGGAGGGCCUGCAGGAUACCAACGAUUUCGUGUUGAGGGUGACAGAAGGUGACGUCACUGCCGAGCUAACCACUGUAAAGCCGGAGGCUACACCUGCAGCUGGGGCUGCUAAGACCAUAGCUUACAUUGACCUAAAUCUGAAGGCACUUGUCGCUGCCGUGAUGAUGAAAUUGGCAAUGUUUUAGACUGGGUGACCUCGAGUAGCGCGGGGUCAGAUUUCCUCAGUGCCCCAAUGAGUCCAGUCAAAACAAAAAUCGCUUUAAAACCGUCACCUUCGAAGGACAUUUUACUCAGACCAAUUAAUGCAUUUGAAAACCAUCAAUGUCAUUACUUAAUUGAAUUAAAGGAUAAGAACACUUUAGAACGGUGUUUUGGUAAAACGGUAAGCGAACAUAAAUUAAAUUACCGUAUAGUG
Molecule: messenger RNA, 1989 nt
Organism: Patiria miniata (bat star)
Lineage: Eukaryota; Metazoa; Echinodermata; Asteroidea; Valvatida; Asterinidae
Product: collagen alpha-1(XIV) chain-like
Exons: 6
Coding region: 86-1759 (557 amino acids)
Source: RefSeq, a predicted model, not a curated record